Messenger RNA from Eimeria acervulina, 5073 nucleotides. RefSeq lists its product as hypothetical. Bases 1 to 5073 code for a protein of 1690 amino acids. Lineage: Eukaryota; Apicomplexa; Conoidasida; Eucoccidiorida; Eimeriidae. The transcript is spliced from 18 exons. The record is from RefSeq and is a predicted model, not a curated record.
AUGGUGGUCUCUGUGCGUUCGGAGUCGUCUGUCUCCCGUGGCGAGUCUUCAGAAAGCAGCGAGGGCUCCACCCCCUCCAGCGGCUACGUACAAGUGGGGCUUUCAGAAAACACGAAUUUGUCGUUUGAACGCAACCAUUCAUUUCUCAAUUGGCUGCUUCUGCUUGUGCUUAUUGGGGGCAGCUCCACAGCUGCGGGCAUCUUCUACUACGCCGUGCCUCUGCGCCACGAGUUGACUGCGACUGUCCGGACGCAUCUGACCAGCACGCCUUUCAAAGAAGGAGAGAGCUUUUUCCUCAGUGCGUACACUGGGGGAUGGCGGAGCAUCUCCAGCUUCUCGAGAGCAGUAGAACUGCGUAAUAUCCGUGACAGUGCAUACGUCCACCCAGAAACAACCGGUUUUACAAUCGCCGCAGGUGCCAUCACCAGCUGGGCAGAUGUAGAGGCUUGGCUUCUUAAAGUCCUGGCCCCCACCCUCUUUACUGGAAGCUUGGGAGGCUCCGUAGUGGUGCAACUUGCCACACUCCAUCUGGUUAAAGGCAGUCUUGUAGACAACGAAAACCCCAAUACAGCCAAAGUCAUAUACAAGAGACUCAACUUUGACGCUGCUGAGGAGAAGACGAUUGAUUUUGGGCAACUGCUGGGAGGUACAUAUGCAGUGGAUGCCACAAGCACCAUCGAAGCCCUUGGCAAGGAAGGUUGGUGGGGGCCGCUUACGACGGCAGCAACGCUGACCAUUCGCGGGCGGGACGGCAGAGGCAAUGAAUGCGCUGCAAAGAUCUUCUUCAAACAGAGCGCCUCAGGACUGGUGACGGCAGACGUGAAGGUUCAGUCGGUACUGGUCUCGGGCAAUGCAUUUGCAUUUGCUUUUUCUCUUCUGUAUCUGGUGGCGUCCAUCUGCUACUGCGUCGUAGAAUGGCUGGCCUUCAAGCUAACAAGGAGAACUCGACGUUUCGAAGAUGAUAGGAGCCCUCUGCGGCGGUAUUUGGAAGAGCGGUGGCCUUGCACGUUCGUGGCCAUGACGAGUUUGUUGGGGGCAACUCUUCUUUUGGCCUGCUGCAUUCUGAGUCACGUAAUAACGAACUCAGAGUUCAGCUCUCCUCUAGUGGAAGCUCUCGAAGUGUUGGAGGGAAUACUGGGGGUGGCUCUUAUCAUUACCGGUUGGGCCUUCAUUUUGCGGCUCCUGCACGCGCUCUCGGGGGCCAGUAUAUUUUUUCUGGUGCUAGAAAAGAGCACUGUCGUGUUUGUCAACGAAUUCGGAGGAAUUAUCUUAGUCACAGUUCUGCUGCUUCUUGGCGCGACGGCUUGCAACUACAUUCUCCUGGGGCCUCGGGUCCCACAGUUUCGGACCUUCACCUCUUCCUUAUUUUACACGGUUUGUUUGAGUUUUGGGGCCCCCUUUAUCAAGUCGAUGCCUCCCGUAGCAUUUAUCGUCGCCGCCAUCGGAUUACUUGUCGUUUGGGUCGUCUUUGUCCCCAUGCUGGUAGCAAUUAACAUUCAGUCCCUCAGUGCUGUUGUGAAGAAAGUUCGAGCCGGCCAAAGAGAAAAUUUGGGCAAGUCUUGGACCUUGUGGUCCUGCAUUCACACGAACAAAACGGAAGCUGGAGCUGAUAUCAUAGACCGUACUCGCGAGUGGAUGGAAAACAAUAUAUUUUUCUGCACUCCAGAUCCCAAGGAUGAAAGCCGAAUAGAUGAGGAACUGCAGAAGAGGGCGAGAAUGGGGAAGGAUGAGACAGCUGCGAUACUGAGCGAAGAGCAGGACAGCAAGAAAGGCAAAGCGAACGUGUCUGAGGCAGAAGAUACGGCUGCUGUUGAGUACAGGAAGCUGGCAGCACUCUUCAUUCCGUUUAUUGUCUUAUUCUCGUUGGGAAUUUGCUUCCUCUGUGACACACCCCGCGUCAAUCGCGAAUUUAACAAAGCCAUCGAACAGACGCUGCAGCCUUUCAGCACAACCGACCCCUUCACGUCACGAGAGGCCAACAUGAAGACUCCGCCAGUGUGGAUGAUACCUCGCCCGCAAUGCGGCACGAUCGCUGCAACCUUCCCUACUAACCAGCCCCAAGGAAUCCGGCGCCUACUGCAAAUUAGCAGUGUGACUUCUCUUUCGGGGGUGUACGACUGGUUGGAGCAGGUGUUGGCUGGCCAAAUACUCAAUGCAGCAUUCAACUCGCCCUCUACCACGAAUGCAAUACCUCUUGCUAAUCCUGGUGCGGUGUUGCGCCUCACGAGGAUAGAUUUGGAAUGCCAAACAUUCGAAAGCCUGGCGGAGUUGUAUCCGGUACGCCGCAAGCAGGCGGUGUUUCGGAAUUGGACGAGCGGAACAUAUGGAGGCGGCAGCUUCCACCCCAGUGCGGAGCGCGUGUACACUGUGCCGAUAUACUUUUCUGGCUCAGAUGCCCCGAAGACGUUUAUAGCUGCGGAAGUGGGGUCCGGGAUUGAGACGGCACAAUACAAGGGGAGGGGUAGCCCGUCUCGCCAAGUCCAGCCAACUCAGUCAGCUCCUACGAAAGGUCAGUCCCCGAUAGAUGACCACAGCAGACCACAGAGCGACGUCCACUGGACUGCAGCGGACUUUGAAGAGAUAUAUGCCGGCAGCACGUCUAUGAGAACCAAGGUGCAACACCUGCGCUCCAUGAACUUCCUCGACUGGCAACUUCUGGAAUUGGAAGUCUUGUGGAUGACGUACAACGGAGAUUCGAGCAUGUUUGCUCUGAAUAAGGUUGUUGUAACAAUGGAUCAAGGCGGGUUGAAGACCUCCUUGGGGGUGACGAUUAUUCCGGCCUGGCACAUACACCCUUUGGAGACGGGCGUGAGGCCGGAAGUGAUCUUCAUGCCUUUGGCUCUCCUGUGCUUGUUAGGUUACCUCGUCCUGUCGUACAGGGCAGUGCAAAAACGGCGGGUGUAUCCUUUAUACCUCAUUAUCCUGGACAUGCCGCUGGCGCUUUCGUUCGCUUGCUGCUGUUUCUUCCUGUUGUGUAUGUACAACGUAGCGUUCGACCCCGGGUGGACUGAUGAACUCAGUUCGAUAGCGGCGGGAACAGCAACAGGAAGUACAGGGAACAUCCCCAAAUUUGUCCCAGGGCCCGUCCAGCCCUGGCAGUGGCUGCCGGGCAGCGCCAGCAUGCCCACACGGUCUCAGCCGCCUCCUUCUGCUGAAUCUCUCCCGCGGUUCUUACGACUCCAAGAACGCAUAGAGACGCUGGCAAAUUACCUUUUAUUUUGCAAGAUAUGUGCUGGGCUGCUCUUUGUGAUCGCAAUGAUCCGUUUCAUCACUAUGGUCCCUGCCAUACCCGAGAGAAUGCAGGGCCUUCGAAAGCUCCUGUCGCACCUCAAUGCUGCAAAGGUGCAAAUGGCAUGCACUUUGUGCACUCUCUUCAGUUCAUUCCUCUUAUUCUCGUUGAUUGGCUACUGCGUUUUGGGGGGCUCAUACGACGGUUUUUCGACCUACGCGAAUGCAGUCGUUUCUUGCGUAAUGUUGACGCAAUCCAGGUGGAAUUUCAACUCAAUUAUCACAAUUCCGCAGCAAGGCCGCAGCAUCGGCUGGCUCUUUCAAGUGUUCUGUCUGGUUGUGUGUAUGUUCUUCUUUGGUUUCCUGAACUACAUUGUCCUAUCGAUGAUCUACGUUCGGUACGAGUCCUUGAAGGCCGAAGAGGCAGCUGAGAUGCAAAGCGCCCUGGAGGCCAAAUAUGGCGUCGUACAGCGGAAACGUGUGCCUCUGAUGGUCAAUGACACCGUGAUCCUUUAUUUCAAGGCCUUCGUCAAGUGUCUUUCGCUGCAAACAUGGGGAGUUAACCUUGGUGGCGAGCAGCCUGUGAAUUCAGGAUUUGUCAAUCUUAAAGAUGAGUUCUUCAUGUCCCUCAAGGAGCUCCCGCUUCUAGAGUACAUCAGCAAAGCCCUUCUUUCCACUCAGAUUGUUCGGUUGCAGCAGUGCUUGACCGACAUUGAAUUCCUGAGGGCCAAGCACUAUUUGAUCCUUCACGACCUUGGCGUCAUUGCCGAACAGAUGCGGGUGCUCCGCCAGGUCACUCGGCGACAGGGGAAAUACGUGGCUGGCAUUGAAGCUGCCAUACAACAUGUGAACGACCAAAUCGAAGAGGUGCAGGCAAGGAAGGCGUUCAUUUCGUAUUACGAGCAACAAGACCCAAUGCACGCGAGGCAGCAGAUGGGACAGCAGCAGCUAUUUGACUUAGGAAUGGAUGCGGGGCUUCAAGCUGCCAGAAGGGCUGUUGUUGAUCCUAAUGCCUACAUACCGGAGGAGCGCUUAGAUUUGACUCGUUGGGAAGACCCUGAACGGCAGAGGCGCAUUGAGGAGCAGCGUUUGCAGCACCUCAGAGAGGAUUCUCCCCCUCCGAGUUUGCACGCGGCUCGCAAGAAACAGCCUAAAGAGGAAUUGCCAGUCAUAAAGAGCCCAGAGCGCACAUCCCCAAAGGCUUUGACUCCACGGAUGGGCAUAGCCGGGCUCUCUACCUCCCCUUCAGCCCCUCCCCAGCAGUCAGUGUACCACAUGCCAGGAGAACCCCCAUGGAAGGCAAUCGUGACAACUGAUGGCGAAGCAACGCAAACUCCAAACCCAUUAAAACAGAAAGAUAGCGACUCAGACGACGAGGACUGGGAUAUUUUGAGACAGCGCUUCGGAGGAGCCCACCAGGGAACAUUUGAACUGCGAGAAAAAGGAGGAGAUAUUGUUGUGGUUAAGCCAUUCCCCGAACCUCCAGCAGAGCGGUUGCCCAUGGUUAGCAUCCCGCAGCCUCAGAGGCGUUCGCCGCCACGCAAGCAAGCGUACGCAAAGCCAGAUGGAGAUGAAGAACAGAAAUUGCCUUCCCGUUCACCAUCUCCAGCUGCAGUGGCCUCGGCUGUUUCGAGUUUCUUUGCGGAUGACCUGGGCCCUCGCCCCAAAACGAAUGCGCCCGAAGUAGCAGAACAAAGGGCCCGAGAGGGCAUUACGUCCCAACGGCCUCCACAAAGCGGGCUGAGGAAACAGCACAGUCGGCGCGCGAGUGCAAGCCUGCCUACUUUUGAGGCAGGAGGCAAGGAGUACAGAAUGCUGCCACGCAACAGAAGGAAAAGGCAAUGA